This is a messenger RNA of Metarhizium robertsii ARSEF 23, 609 nucleotides long. RefSeq names its product amino acid/polyamine transporter I. The transcript has a single exon. NCBI's taxonomy places the organism in Eukaryota, Fungi, Ascomycota, Sordariomycetes, Hypocreales, Clavicipitaceae. The coding region runs from base 1 to 609 and encodes 202 amino acids. The record is from RefSeq and is a predicted model, not a curated record.
AUGCUUGACGGUGUAGCUGAGGAUGUAGUUGGCGACGUAGUUGGCGAUGUGCUUGACGAUAUGCUUGACGGUGCGCUUGGCUCUACGGUUGACAACGUAGCUGAUGAUAUGGCUGAAGAUGUGCUUGUCGAUAUGGUUGAUGCCGUAGUUGAUGCCGUGGCUGACGAUGCGCUAGACGAUGCAGUUGAUGCCGUGAUUGGUGUAGCUGAUGAUAUGCUUGACGGUGUGCUCGACGAUGUGCUUGGCUCUGUGGUUGAUGUAGCUGACGAUGUAGCUGAUGAUAUGGCCGACGAUGCGCUUGAUAAUGCGCUAGACGAUGCACUUGAUGCCGUGACGGAUGUAGCUGACGACGUAGCAGACGACGUAGCUGACGACGUAGCAGACGACGUAGCUGACGACGUAGCUGAUGAUAUGCUUGAUGUCGUGGCUGACGCUGCAGUUGACAAUGUAGUCGACGACGUGGUUGAAGACGUACCAGAAGCUGCAGUAGAGGAUAAACGCAUCGAGCUAGAAACAGACGCAGACGUUGUAGAGGACGCGGCCAACGAUGUAGACGACUCGAAACUAGAGGAUAAAGUAACCCUGACGUCCUGUGUUGUCGUCGACUGA